Triticum aestivum (bread wheat) is the source of this 527-nucleotide messenger RNA. RefSeq lists its product as uncharacterized. The coding region runs from base 171 to 515 and encodes 114 amino acids. The transcript is spliced from 2 exons. Lineage: Eukaryota; Viridiplantae; Streptophyta; Magnoliopsida; Poales; Poaceae. The record is from RefSeq and is a predicted model, not a curated record.
CACAAUAACGACUCGACUAUAUCAAUCUCGAUCGACUCAACAUCGACGGCCGCCGCAGAUUUUACCGCAGCGCACCGUGAUCCAUUCCCUCACUCACACAGCAGAUCAAUCCGACGAACAUCUUCACUCACAGCUUCCGGUCAAUCUGCUCUCACUCCCACUCGCGUAAGAUGGUGGCAAGCACUCAGGACGUGAACAUGGACGGCAGCCUCGCCGGCUGCGCACCGUUCGGCUCGAGCACGACGACGCUGUCCGUGCACAAUGAGGAGGAGACGGCCAUCACUGUGGCCGUGGGUGGCAACGAGCCCAGCGGCCGGUACAUCCUGGUGGCGGGGCGCGCCGAGGAGAAGGACGGCGUGCGCAAGCCGAUCCCGGCGGGCGUCCUGAAGCCUGCGAUCACGUUUAGUGUAGUGCGUACCAAUCGUGAGGAUCUUGCCUUCCUAAAUUUUGGUUUGCCUUCCUACAUAAUCUUUUUGCUUUGGACCCUAAAAGGAUCUUUGUUUGUUUUCGAUUAAAUUUAUUUUAAU